UUCACACACGCGCGCAGAUCGAGUCAAAAUAGACGCGCGUGAGCCCACGCAGCAGCAGCAGCUGACUGCCACUUCUGCGUUUGGUUCCGGUUGGCGCGAGCAGGAAAGACGAGGCGAGGAGGCGGAGAAGGGGUUAAAGCCCGGAGGGAAAGUUGUGUGCGCCUCCCGAACAAGUGUUUGCGCCGAGCCGAGGAGAUUUGUUCGGCGACAUGAAGGCAGCGCGCGGACGUCCGACUUGCGUUUAAGUUGACAAGACGCACCUGUGGGCGCGAGGCGAUAGGUCGCGCGCACAGUGGCGCGACGACACGAUGGCGAGCGGCAACCACACAGUUGUUUACUUUUCCGAACAGGUGGUGGUUCUGCUGUCGUGUGCGCUGUCGUUCGUGGGCUCCUCUCUGAUCCUGCUCACCUACUGCGUGUGGUCGGACCUCAGGACGACUCCCAGGAAGCUCCUGGUCUUCCUGUCCGUGGCGGACUGGCUCUCCGCCGUGUCCUACGCCUUCGGGGUUUGGAAAUCUUUCCGCGGCGACUCGCUGGACUGCGUCGUCCAGGGGGCGAUUUCCACGUUCGCCAACACCAGCUCCUUUUUCUGGACCGUGGCCAUCGCGGUGUAUCUGUACGUUUUCAUCGUGAGGUCCAGCCAAAGACUUGCUGACAACCUGGUGCUGAUUUUCCACGUUGUCAGCUGGGGUGUUCCUCUGAUCAUCACCGUUGCAGCUGUGUCGCUAAACAAAAUUGGCUAUGAUGCGUCUGAGGUGUCUGUGGGCUGGUGCUGGGUCAGGAUCCAAGCUCAAGAUCGGGUUCUGUGGAUGCUGCUGACCGGAAAGAUCUGGGAGUUCCUGGCUUACAUCACCCUCCCUGUCCUUUACAUCCUGAUCAAAAGACACAUCCACAUAGCGCACGUUGCCCUUUCUGAGUACCGUCCCAUUCUGGCCAACAGGCCUCCGUCCCAGGCCUUUUCCUCUAUGGCUGAUGUGAAGCUCACCCUCAUUCCCAUUAUGUUCAUCAUUCUGCGCAUUUGGAGCACAGUGCGUUUCGUACUGCUGCUAGCCGACUCCUCAGUGCGACAGAACCCAGUGCUGGUUACGCUACACGGCAUCGGAAACACCUUGCAGGGAGCAGCCAACUGCAUCAUGUUUGUAUUGUGUACUCAGCCAAUCCGUAAACGCCUGUGCUCCGCACUCUGCCUCUGCUGCAAGCAUCGAGCAGAGGCGCAGUACUCGGACAUCGUCCCUCACAGGCUGCAGCCGGGACAGGACACCUUGAUACGCAAAGAGGAGGGCAGCACCGGCCAAGCCCAGACCAGAUGAUGCAGACGAUGAAGUACGACAUGAAGGGAGCCGUGGAUGAUGUUCACUUUACAUUUAACCUCAGUACAGCAAGUGCCAGAUGACGGGCUUUGCCUGAAUAUACACCAGCAAGCGGUGAAUGUAGAGGACCUGCAGUAAAUUGCACAUAUACAUAAAUCUUUUCAUAGCAUUGCUGUGUAUGAAACUAUGUCUUCUUUGUUGUUUUGUGUUUUCCGUUGAAGACUAAAACAGUUCAGCAGCUUUAUUUAUAAUGUAAUUAUGUGAAAUCACUUGAAAUGAAUCCCUUUUUUGUCCCACAGAGUAAUAUGUACUGUAUUUAUGGGGGAAGUAGUUACAUUGACGUACCUGACUGUGUGUUGUGUUACUAGAUUUUCACAGAAAGUUACAAUCACACCCUGGAACUACAUGAUUUGACUAUAAUGAAUAUAUUUCACCAUGAGUCUUUUGUUGUUUGUUAUAAAGAAAUAGAAUUAACAAGAGCUCAUGUCAGAAAGACAAAGUUGUCUAAAGAUGUUUAGAAACUUCUUCCUGCUCUGCAACAUAACUGAGUCCAGUGUGUUUGUGCUCCACUCUAAGUGGCUGGUUGAAUGAACACCUAAUAUUCCAGUCAUGUUGUAUGGUCACUUUACCAGGAUGAUGGCUGUGUUAAAAAAGGUUUGUGUGAGAGAAACAUACUUUCAUCUGCAAAUCUUAAAAAAUAAAUACAACUUUGCUUA
Betta splendens (Siamese fighting fish) is the source of this 2026-nucleotide messenger RNA. It is a transcript of the gene gpr157, whose product is annotated as G protein-coupled receptor 157. The coding region runs from base 309 to 1310 and encodes 333 amino acids. Gene Ontology annotation, biological process: cell surface receptor signaling pathway; adenylate cyclase-activating G protein-coupled receptor signaling pathway. Gene Ontology annotation, molecular function: cAMP binding; G protein-coupled receptor activity. NCBI's taxonomy places the organism in Eukaryota, Metazoa, Chordata, Actinopteri, Anabantiformes, Osphronemidae. The record is from RefSeq and is a predicted model, not a curated record. The transcript has 4 exons. Gene Ontology annotation, cellular component: plasma membrane.